Aspergillus saccharolyticus JOP 1030-1 is the source of this 1844-nucleotide messenger RNA. Its product is annotated as putative cytochrome P450 monooxygenase. The record is from RefSeq and is a predicted model, not a curated record. Lineage: Eukaryota; Fungi; Ascomycota; Eurotiomycetes; Eurotiales; Aspergillaceae. The transcript has 3 exons. The coding region runs from base 495 to 1844 and encodes 449 amino acids. Gene Ontology annotation, molecular function: heme binding; oxidoreductase activity, acting on paired donors, with incorporation or reduction of molecular oxygen; monooxygenase activity.
GAGCCACGCGAUCCAUUUCCCUAUUCAUCCCUCAAAUUGCCUUCAGCCUCACGAUUCAUCGGCCCGCUCAGGAUUCUUGCUGCAGAUUUGCCAGCUUGUUGCUGAAGUCUCCACCAAGAUUCUGUCGAGGAUCAAACUUCUCGGCCCGAGCGCCCCAUGACCAUGCACCCUGGGGAAGCAGAUUCCCAUCACGUAAUUGACACAUCAGCGCCAAUCAUGACUCCCAGUACAUCGUUCAAAUGAAUCCACCCGAGGUAACCCGUGGCUGGGGACCUUUCAGACGUGUCCCACGAGGCGUUGUGAGUUGAUGACGUUGAAGGGAUGUUGUCUCCGUUUCUUUUUCUCGUCCCGGUUUCGGGAUAACGCGGCUGGAGGAAAUCAUAUCCCCCGGAUCGUCAUCUGGCCAGGUAUAUGAGUGUACCACUUCUUUCGAUCUUCUCUGCAAUUCGAAGUUGCUGGGAAAUGGAGGAUAACCGUUUUGGGCAUUUGCGAUCAUGUCGCUGGCUGUGAUCGUCUUCAUUCUGGCCAUGCUGGUCCUGGCUAAUGCCUCCCGCUAUUAUACACACUUGAAUCUAUUUCCGGGCCCCUUAAUCGCAAGACGCUCGAGCCUAUGGCACAUAUACCUGCGUAACUCGCCUGGUUACGGUCGGAGGCUCUCAACUCUGCAUGCAAAAUAUGGGAGGAUCGUCUCGUUGGGUCCAAAUCGGUUCAGUGUCUCUGAUCCGGGGAUCAUCUCCCGGCUAUAUCAGACCCAGGUGCACAGUAGUAGCUCACUCCAUGGUCAAGAUCUUGGGGUUCCAAAUUACGACGACGAGUCCCACAUUCCGACCAGCCGGCGGGCUAGACUCUGCGAAUACGAAGGCAUCAUGGAUCCCCCGACCGAAGAGCUUCUGGGGGCCAUGACAAGACACCGAACCUUAGACCUAACAGCCAACCUUCGAAUUUUUGCUACGAGAUUCUGCGACAGAUUCGUCUUUGGCGAGAAAUCCGCUGUGGCUCGCUUGCGGACCCAGGCGACAACGUCCCGGGUCAGAUCUUCCAUUAUAGAGCAUCUGCUCUUCAGAAGCCCUAUAUUAUCGCUGAAGAGGUACCGUGGGCGUCAGCUUGCCCUCUGUUCAAUGAUGCCAGUACAGGCGCUCACGACCUCUACUGGCCUCGACAAACCAGCCCCAGACGCCAUCAACAUUGCUAGCAGCGACGCUAUCCUUGCACCAGACGAUCUGACCACUGAAAUCGAGUCCCUUAUCGCAGCUUUUACGUCCGUCUUUACAUUUCUUCUCAGGAAUCAGAGUAUCUUAACCAACCUUCAAGAUGAGAUUGACUCAGCCUUCUCCAACGGAUCUUUAUCUCCCAUCCCUCGCUGGCGAGAGAUAUCACGCCUUCCUUACCUCAAUGCUGUAAUGAAAGAGUCUUUGCGCCUCACCUGCGCCAUUAACGCAGACAAAGAGUUCCAUGCAUCUGCCGUCUCAUACGAUCUACUGCCGGAACGCGCGCUCCCGAGUGACACGAUCAUCGUCUGCAACUCCUCCGUCGCACAUUUCAACGUUAGCAUCUACGGAGACGAUGUGCAUUCAUUCCGCCCAGAACGCUGGCUUACUGCCGAUGCGCCGCGGCGCCGGCAAAUGGACCAAACCAUGUUGCUUUUUCACCCAGGUCUACACGCUGACUCGAAGGUCCGUGCCACUUGGCUAGAAUUGAAGAAGGUGGUCGUUCGGAUCUUGCUUAAGUUUGAUGUCCGCGCUCUUGCACUAGGCCAAAAUGCAGAAAUAUUCCCAUCUCCCCUAGCGCCUUCAGCUAUCGUUACUAUGGCUCCUAGAAUGCCGGGUAUUCUGGGUCGUCAAUAG